Molecule: messenger RNA, 1602 nt
Organism: Brettanomyces nanus
Lineage: Eukaryota; Fungi; Ascomycota; Pichiomycetes; Pichiales; Pichiaceae
Exons: 1
Coding region: 1-1602 (533 amino acids)
Molecular function (GO): NAD+ binding
Source: RefSeq, a predicted model, not a curated record
AUGACCACUGUGGAUACCCCUGUUACUGCGGUAAACCCUGAACAAUCCACGAUUAAGCAUGGUCUUGAGGAUGAUGUGGAAGAAUCUACCAGAAAGACUAUCAAACUGGACAAUUCUGAGCCUAUUAAGGAUGAGGAUAGUGAUGAUAUCGAUACUGAUGUCGAUGAAGACAGUUUGGAUGAUGAUGAUGAUGAUGACGAUAACGAGCUUAGAGAAUACGCUUUUGAAUCAGACCCAGAAGAAAAACUACCCAAGCGUCUUUGGGAGCUGGAUCCUAUGCCUCCUCUUCAAUCCAUUAGAAUCACCAAGAAUACUUGUACCGAGGCAAGAGCGGUCUUGAAAUCUCACGGUUAUAUGAAGUUCUUAGAUAAAUUUGUUCCACCAGAUCCCACUGCUGAUGAUAUUCUCACGCUCGCCAAGCUUUUGGGGUAUGUUCCAAACAAUGUUGAGAGACUUAGAGCGUCGAAGGAUCCUCAGGAUUUUUUGCAUAGAUGCAUUGUCUACUUGAGAGAGGCCAUUAAUAGAGUGCUUAGAUCGCGUACUCGGCUACCAAACUUCCAUACUGUAGACGACGUUUGCAAUGCGCUCAAGAACGCAAAAAACAUAUUGGUUCUUACCGGUGCUGGUAUUUCCACGUCCUUGGGUAUUCCGGAUUUCAGAUCAUCCACUGGUUUCUACUCCAAAAUGAGGUAUUUGGGAUUAGAUGAUCCUCAGGACGUGUUCAGUAUUGAGGUAUUCCGUCAGGAUCCAUCAGUAUUCUAUAAUAUUGCACAUCUGAUUCUUCCUCCGGAUAAGGCAUAUACACCUUUACACGCUUUUAUCAAGUUGCUUCAAGAUAGAGGUAAGUUACUUCGAAACUAUACUCAGAACAUCGAUAACUUAGAGGCCAACGCUGGCGUUCUGCCUGAGAAGCUGGUUCAGUGUCACGGUUCCUUCGCCACAGCUAGCUGUCUUACCUGUAAAUAUAAGGUGCCCGGUGAUGUACUUUUCCCUAAUUUGAGGGCCAAAGAAGUCGCUUAUUGUCCGUUCUGUGCCUCUGAAAGGAAGGCAUUACAACAAAGGUAUGAUAAGAUGGAGGAUGAGGGUGGUUAUUCAAGACGAUUUGAAGAUAUCAACUCCUUUGGCGUGAUGAAACCCGAUAUUACUUUCUUUGGAGAGGAUUUGCCUGAAAGAUAUCAUACCUACAUUAAGGAGGAUGUAAAGAACUGUGAUUUACUUCUUUGCAUAGGUACCUCUUUGAAAGUUGCUCCUGUUAGUGAGAUUGUUAACAGAGUUCCUGACGAUAUUCCCCAAAUACUUAUUAAUCGUGAUCCUAUCGAUCAUUGUGAGUUUGAUGUUGAGAUGCUGGGAUAUUGUGACCAGGCCAUAACUUGGUUGUGUGGUGAGAAGCUACACUGGCGUAUCUACCACAAGGAUUUCGAUAAGAUCCUACAAUCUGGUCUUACUAUGGAGGUUUUAGAUGAGACUUUUGGUUCGUACCAAAUCACUGAUGCUGAGCAUAGACGCAACAUUGCUGAGGCCAAGGCUAAACGCGAAAAGGAGAUGGAGGAUAAGGACAAAAAGAAAAAGGCCUCUGAAGUUGAAGUCAUAGAGGUGAGCUAA